GUGACUUUGCCCAAUAUUUCUAUGUGCCUAUUUAUAUAUUUCAAUUCUUUAAGUAGAUUUUUAAUUUUGUAAGCGAAAAGAUGCUUAGAUUUUUGAUAGCACCACGUUCACUACGUUUUCUAAGCAGCAAAUCUUCGAGGAAUAAAAUUGAUCAGAACAACAAACUAAGCAAUAAGCCCUCAAAUACUCCACGCCCGCCAAAAGAUCCGCCCGAUGAAGGCUAUGAGCCGGGUAAGGUUGAACAUGAUAUGAUCGAAAUACCGGAGUUCAUAAAGGCAAAAGCCUACCGGCAAUUCAGUGGACCUAACGAGAUUCUUGGUCCUGGAGCGGGCCUCAACCAGGUGUACAAGAAUGGCUUUUACUUCGGCUACCAUCGUUUCAGCUUUGUGGAGCUGCAGAAUCAGGCGUUGAAGUUGCGAGACGAGCGUCGUGAAAACUGCGGUGUUCAAGCGUCAACGGAGGACAAUAUUGAGGAUGAAGAGCGUGACGAUUGCCUGGACUCGAUACAGCAACAGGAGGUCGAAUGCGAUAAACAGCUUGCCGCUCAGGCAAAGGAGAAGAAAAAGACUGAAGAGAAGAAUGUGAAUAAUGGGAACGAGUUGGCAAAUAUAUGCGAAAUAUUCAAUCAGAAAUCAAAAGUAGGAAAGUCACUUGAAUCGCACAUCGCAAAACUCUUGUCCUUUUGUGAACUUAAGCAGACGGACAAUUCCUACAAGGCAUUCGACUGCCAAGAAAUGGUCAAAGAAGCUGUGCAGAAGGCUGAGCAAAAUGCGAUCGCAAAACACUUGAAUCAAAUAAAUGAGUCAAAGAAAGCGGAUGCCAAAGAACGUGAAACGAUCACAGAUAAAGAAACUGACAAAGAUUCGGCAGAAUGUGAAAAAGAUAAAGGCGAUAAAAAUUCAUAAAUAAGUCCAUCUACCCGAGAAGAGAACCAAAAAUAUACCAAAGACACACAGCGCUACAGUAGCAGGCUGGGUGGGAGUCUUUGCUAUACUGGUACAGCGACGUCACAAACCCUUAGCUUAGACAUAAAUGCAACUGUUCUCAAACUGUGAUACACAAAUAAAUUGUGGCUAUUUGGCCCUUGACUUCAUGGCUCUUCUGC
Drosophila hydei is the source of this 1105-nucleotide messenger RNA. RefSeq lists its product as uncharacterized. Bases 81 to 905 code for a protein of 274 amino acids. NCBI's taxonomy places the organism in Eukaryota, Metazoa, Arthropoda, Insecta, Diptera, Drosophilidae. Gene Ontology annotation, cellular component: mitochondrion. The transcript has a single exon. The record is from RefSeq and is a predicted model, not a curated record.